This is a messenger RNA of Morone saxatilis (striped sea-bass), 1936 nucleotides long. RefSeq names its product nucleolar transcription factor 1-B-like. The coding region runs from base 186 to 1322 and encodes 378 amino acids. NCBI's taxonomy places the organism in Eukaryota, Metazoa, Chordata, Actinopteri, Moronidae. The record is from RefSeq and is a predicted model, not a curated record. The transcript is spliced from 13 exons.
GGACGCGCCCACCACGCAUGGCGGAUUCUGCAUGUUGUUGUUGGCUAAAAAAAAAGUAAAUGGUCCAUGUGGUGUAUUUGUAAUACGGUAACAACGGCGCUUGUGACGGUAACGUAUCGUUAAGUUAAGUUUUUUUUUAUUUUUAUUUGUUGGUGACUAAGUUUUAUAGGUUAGCUCACUGGCUAAUGUUGAACAGUUUCCGGGAGUCAGAGUCGUCCAGUUUGCGUCCAGCUACCGGUAACAACAACUACUUCUGCAGUUUAUCGGGGAAAAUGAAAGGGAAUAAUACUGAGGAUGAAACAUCUGACUGGACCAAGGCAAACCUCCAGAAGCUCUAUGCUGCAAUGAAAACCGGCAUCCCAGAACGAGACAGAAUGAGCGAGUAUACUGAAGGACUGAAAGCUAUUGACUGGCAGAAGGUAGCUUUCCCUCCUUUCUCUCCUCAAGCAUGCAGGGGAAAGUGGAUGGAGAUUUUGCAGGAGAUGCGCAAGACUCGGACCCUCACAGAGCUCCUUGUUGAAGCUGAAGAUAGCCUUUCCAGUCCUGGCCAGCAGACUGAAGAUGUGAAGAGCCUGCCUACCAAGCCUCCUUUCAAUGGCUAUAAUCUUUUCUGCAAAGAGCAAGUGUCAUCUAUGGCGGGCGUAAAAAAAAAUGACUACGUGAGUAAGUGGGCCCAACGUUGGCGAGAUUUGACGGAGAAACAGCGGGACGAGUACAGCACACGCUGCAAAGAGCUGAAGAGGCAGUACUCGAUCAAGCUGGACAAAUAUCUGAUGACUUUUGAUGAAAAGGAGCAGCAGCAGAUCAUAAAUAAGCAUGGCAUCAAGAGACCCAAGGUCAUUAAAAGACAAGUGACUCGUGUCAAGAAACUUCCUGGCGAGCCCAAGAUGCCAGCUCAAUCUAGUAAUUCAUUAUUCUGCAAAGAUCAGAUGGCACUUCUAAAGAGGAAAUAUCCAAAUGCAAAGGAGCGCUUCAUCAAGGCCAACCAAAUAUGGAAGAACCUUACCAAUACGGAGAAGCAACGCUACAAUGUGAAAGUAAAGGAAAAUUUAAAAAAAUACACGAUGGAGCUGCAGAAGUGGUUUAAGACAUUGAAGCCAGCAGAGCAGAAACAAUAUCGGAUGUGUAACCGCAGUAAACGUAAAUACCUUGAUGCAACAGUUUAUUACAUAAAAGAAGAAAGCUUGGACAGACCAUCAGAUUCAGAAGAUGAAGACAUGGAGGACAGCAGCGAUGAUGAAGAAGAGGCGGAAUGUGAAGAGGAUGAUAAGGAGGAAGGAGAAGAAGAAGAAUUAGGGGAUGACAUGUUUGAGAUGUAUUAGAUGGUCAAGAGACGGACACACAGACACACAUUAAGUUCAGAGCCGGAUUCUGGAUUUGAGAUGAUGGACGAUCCCUCCGAUGGCUGACUUUAAUGCCACAAUGUUUGGCAGCCAUGUUGGCUGGAAGGUUGCCAGCACCAGUGCUCCUCCGGACUUCAAAGUGCCCUCGGACCCCAGACUCCCCGGGACCACAAAAGGCCCAGGUUACAGUUACACAGUGUGGCAAUUUCUUCAGAGUUUAAGUUUGGAAUUAAACACCAUUACAGCAUGUAUUAUACUAGAGUUAACAGUCAAAAUUGACUGCAUCUGCUUCAGAAAAACCAAAACUAUUGUAACUGUAAGAAAUAGUAGGUCCUCUUAUGAGCAUAGAAUGCUCCUCUGUAAAAAAGAAAACAUGUUUUAAGACCUUGAUUAUCUCAUCUUACAUUGUGCUUACAUGCUGCAUAUCCCCAAAAUUAAUUAGGUCAAAUUACCACUUUGUUCUGUUCUAAUCUGCCACUGGAAUACUGUCGAUGAUGGGUUAAUACGGAUUCAUCUGGUCCUUUCCGAACAUGAAUGCAUCUGAGGUAAAUCAAGCCAUCCUUGUGAAUAAAGGAGACUACUGAGACACCUUA